AUGGCUUCCUACACUCCAAGAAGAAUAUACAUGAUCAUCAGCUUCAUUGUCGUGAUCAUCACUAUCAUACUCUUCUUCUCGCUGCACAGUUUGAGUUCAUCAAACAAAGGGGAAAUGAUGACUGGUGGAGGCUACGAGCUAUCAAGAAUGGAGCAUUGUGUUGGACUCUUCUUUGAUCCUCCAAGAUGGCUCUCUGAUGAUGAACGCAUGAAGAAUAAG
Messenger RNA from Ilex paraguariensis (yerba mate), 219 nucleotides. The record is from the annotation of a GenBank genome assembly. Lineage: Eukaryota; Viridiplantae; Streptophyta; Magnoliopsida; Aquifoliales; Aquifoliaceae.